UACCAUGGCGUGGUUAUCUGCGAAAGGAUUCUUGCGCUUCGUGAGCGCUGUCGUGGGCCUCCUGCUCUUCAUCGUGGCGUGCGCCGGCUUCAACACGUUGAGAUUGUCCGACUCGACUGUGGACAGUCAAGCUCAGUUCGGCUGUCUCUGCUUCUUAGGCGUCUGCUUCGGCUUUCUGUUGGCGUUUGGCGAGUCUAAGUGGGAGCUUUUCUUCUUCUUCUUCGGCUUUAUGCGGUACCGACUCGGUCGUGCCUGUAUCUUCGCUGUGAGUGGCAUCAUGACCGCGAUACUGGGCAAGACUCGAAACCAGCAGUGCGACUGCAAUGACAAUGUCCUCAUUAUCAUCGAAGGCGUGGCGCUUAUAGCCAUGGCGCUUCUGCAGAUCCUUGCCAUGUUCGUCUUCGGGAACAACAGCGCGCCACGCUGCAACAUGGAGACCGUCCGUUUGCCUGCAGCGCUGCCAAUCGCCGUCUCAGCACCGCAACUACCGAAAGAGGCGGCGCCAUUCCACGCCAUCGUGCAGCCAAUCCCGAAAGAGUCACUCCAAGCUCCAGCUUCAGUAGCACGCCAAUCGUCUCCUGAACAGGGAGACAGUAACCUGCCAUCCUGGAUGCACACGCCGUAGGAACGAGAGUUACCGGCUACGUUGAAGUAAUAUUCCAUUUGUACGACCUACACUUGUAAUAUUACCAUACUCUUACUCUCA
Phytophthora nicotianae INRA-310 is the source of this 706-nucleotide messenger RNA. RefSeq lists its product as hypothetical. The record is from RefSeq and is a predicted model, not a curated record. The transcript has a single exon. NCBI's taxonomy places the organism in Eukaryota, Oomycota, Peronosporomycetes, Peronosporales, Peronosporaceae. Bases 5 to 625 code for a protein of 206 amino acids.